Molecule: messenger RNA, 1371 nt
Organism: Mesocricetus auratus (golden hamster)
Lineage: Eukaryota; Metazoa; Chordata; Mammalia; Rodentia; Cricetidae
Gene: Il18
Product: interleukin 18
Exons: 6
Coding region: 353-946 (197 amino acids)
Biological process (GO): immune response; inflammatory response
Molecular function (GO): cytokine activity
Source: RefSeq, a predicted model, not a curated record
GAGAGAACUGCUCCACCCACCACCCCACCCCACCACUGUUCGCCAUCACACAAGUACUCUUCCCCAAUGUCCUUGUCCUCUGUUCAAAUACGGAACAGUCUUCAAAAUUAACAUUGACUCUCCUUUCACACACACUCAUUCCAAGUAUGUCAGUUUCAUUUGACCUUUUUUUUUUAUACUUAACAGUUGAUUAAAUAUUCCUGUCAUUAAUGAUCUAACUUCCUGUUGUGUUCUGCCCCCAUUGCUUCUACAUCCCACGUCUACACAUCUGUGAGAUGGCACAAUUGCCGAGUGCUAACUGACUUACUGAACUGAAAUGCCACCUGGCCAGUGAGAUGGCUCAACAGGAAUAAUGAUGGCUGCCAAACAUGAAGAAGGCCCCUGCAUCAACUUCAGGGAAAUGACAUUUAUUGACAACACACUUUACUUCACACCCGAAGAUGAUGGAGACCUGGAAUCAGACGACUUUGGCAGGCUUGAAGGUGGUAUAAGCACAGUAAUACGAAACAUUAAUGACCAAGUUCUAUUCGUUGACAGAAGAAAACCACCGGUGUUUGAGGAUAUGACUGAUGCUGACCAACAGGCUAAUGAACUCCAGACCAGACUGAUAAUAUAUAUGUAUAGAGAUUCUAAUGCAAAGGGACUGCCUGUAACCCUCUCUGUGGAGAAUCAAAAAAUGUUUACUCUCUCCUGUAAGGACAAAGUCAUCUCCUUUCAGGAAAUGGAUCCACCUGAAUAUAUCAAUGAUACAGAAAGUGAUAUCAUAUUCUUUGAGAGAGGUGUUCCAGGACACAACAAGAUACAAUUUGAAUCUUCACUGUACAAAGGACACUUUCUAGCUUGUGAAAAGGAGGAUGAUGUUUUCAAACUCAUUUUGAAAGAAAAGGAUGAAAAUGGGGAUAAAUCUGUAAUGUUCACUCUUACUACCUUACCUCACAGGCAUUAAGUAUUUUUGUGUUCCAGAAAGGCGAUUAGAAUACAUGAGCCUUGUGAUAAACCAUUCAUUCUGUGUUGCCAUAACACAAUACCCGAGGCUGCAUAAUUUAUAAAGCAAACAGGUCCAUUUAUCUCAUGUGUCUAGCCCAGUUCCUACUCCCUGGUGAAUGACCCUGGCUGCAUUACAACAUGGAAGACAAAGGGAAAGGAAUUAGCUGCGUGUGGCAUAGCACACGGAUGAGCCUCACUUCAUAGCAACUCAUUCUUGAGAGAGGCUUUAGUUCUCCCCAUGCUGGAGCCCUCAUGAUCUGCUCAUCUUCCACCUCUUAAAUGUCUCACUGCCUUAAUACAGUUAUACUGAAGGUCAAGUUUCCAGCACAUCUUUCAAAGCAAUCUAUUCUGUGACGGUGAAAUAAAUACCAAUAAUGGCUUCAA